Molecule: messenger RNA, 854 nt
Organism: Phaeodactylum tricornutum CCAP 1055/1
Lineage: Eukaryota; Bacillariophyta; Bacillariophyceae; Surirellales; Neidiaceae
Exons: 3
Coding region: 46-798 (250 amino acids)
Biological process (GO): ubiquitin-dependent protein catabolic process
Cellular component (GO): proteasome core complex; proteasome core complex, alpha-subunit complex; nucleus
Source: RefSeq, a predicted model, not a curated record
CUUUCUCCUGUCUAGCCUUUACGCAUCACAUUUAUUCAAUCAAUCAUGUCGUACGAUCGCGCCAUUACCGUUUUCAGUCCGGACGGACAUUUAUUACAAGUUGAAUACUCCAUGGAGGCUGUGCGUCGUGGAAGCACCGUUGUAGGCGUCCAAGGAAAAGAUUGCGUCGUUUUGGCGGUAGAAAAGCGAGCCAUUGCCAAGCUGCAAGACUCUCGCACAAUUCGAAAAAUCGUCUCCAUUGACGAUCACACUGUCCUCGCGUUUGCCGGACUUACCGCCGACGCCCGCGUCCUCAUCAAUCACGUGCGCUUGGAAGCACAAUCCUAUCGAUUAUCCAUGGAGGAUUCCCCCUCGGUAGAUUACACGGCACGGUAUCUGGCCAAAAUCCAACAAUCGUACACCCAACAGGGCGGCGUCCGGCCCUUUGGUAUCUCCACAUUGAUUACCGGCAUUGGCGCUGAUCCGCAAAAUCCGGACAAACCCUUCUUGUACCAAACCGACCCAGCUGGAACGCAUUCGCGCUGGAAGGCUCAAGUCAUUGGCGGCCGUAAUGCAAAAUCACUCCGUGAAUUUCUAGAAAAAUCCUACCAACCGGAUAUGGAUGAAACCGCGAGUGUACGACUCGCCAUCCAAGCUUUAUUGGAAGUUGUAGACAGUGGUGCAAAGACGAUGGAAUUAUGUGUCGUACGUAGUGGAGGCACCAAAAUAUUGCUGGAUGAAUCUCAAAUUGAAGCCGUAGUCAAAGAAUUGGAAUCUGAGCAACAGCAGGAGUCGGGAACUGCGCCUGUGGCUGAAUAAUGGAAUAGACGCGCAUUGCUCACAGUAAAUGUAAAUGCCAAAAUAAGGGUGCUUUC